This is a messenger RNA of Talaromyces proteolyticus, 664 nucleotides long. RefSeq lists its product as uncharacterized. Lineage: Eukaryota; Fungi; Ascomycota; Eurotiomycetes; Eurotiales; Trichocomaceae. The transcript has a single exon. The record is from RefSeq and is a predicted model, not a curated record. Bases 144 to 632 code for a protein of 162 amino acids.
CAUGACAAGUGUCAAGCGUCAAACAAUGUGGCUAAUGAUUCUGAUGUGGCGAAUAGCAUGGAAUUGAUAGUCGAUGCGCUCUUAGUGAGGCAAUCGGCCGCGGCCCCUAGGUAUGGUCUUGUUAUCACUUAUUGGCAUAUGGAAUGGAAAUUUAUCGCGAGCGAGAUCAGCAUUGUUUAUUUCAUUUUAUUCUGGUGCGUUGGACAUGGCAAGUGCCGAUGAGAUCACAAUCACACGGGAUGGCGCUGGUGUCGCCACGUUGCAUUGUGCUGUUAUUGCAUUUGCAUCGGACGGUAUUCGCCUUUCUGCACCGGGUAGGUACAUACCACUGGCAGCUUCAAAUUUCUGGCAGCAGAGGAAACGAUUCGACGCUGAUGAAACAUUGCAUGAUGUGUACACGCUUCGUACUAUGUAUAGAGCAAAUCGAGUGUUCCGUACGGAGCCUACGUAACAACAGGGGCGCUGAUGACAUGGUGGGUGACGAAGAUUGCACUGGCACGGUCAGCGACGGCCCAGAAAUUGAGGAGUUUUGGGACGGGCCAGUCACGUCGUGGAGGAUUGGCCCGAUUGGGGCAAGGCUGGAGUCCGAUGGUACGGCGGGCCAAUCGCACAAUAAUAUAGUUAUUAAUUAAUUAUAUUAUUGUCGGGGAUAUGUCGUACUAAA